AUGGAUGUUCGAACGAAAGAAAUGAAAAAAAAAAAACAGCAAGGGAUAACAUUUCACAGAUUCCCAAGUAAUAAACAGAGGCAUCAGUCAUGGGCAAUAGCACUCAGGAGAGAGGGGUUUGAGCCAAAAAAACGCACCGUACUGUGCAGCUGUCAUUUUCGGCCUAAAGAUUUUGACAAGACUGGACAGACAGUCUGUUUACAGCAAGGAGCAAUCCCAUCCAUUUUCAAGUUUCCUGAUCAUCUUUCAAAGCAGCCUAGUUCAUCAAGGUUAAGCAGAACGUCAAACAAGGCAACUGAAGAAUCUCCACAGUUAUGGUCUAACAUGCCUCUCAUGAGAUUUGAUCAUCAGUAUGCCCUUGAGCCAGUGAAAGCAAAAGAGAAGUUGGCCAUGUAUCAAGAGAACAUGAAGAAGUUAUCACGGGACUUGAGAAAUGCGAAGGACCGGAAAAGGAGACAAAAGAAGACAGUGAGCUCCUUGUUGGAGGAUUAA
Clarias gariepinus (North African catfish) is the source of this 492-nucleotide messenger RNA. RefSeq names its product THAP domain-containing protein 2-like. The record is from RefSeq and is a predicted model, not a curated record. The transcript is spliced from 4 exons. NCBI's taxonomy places the organism in Eukaryota, Metazoa, Chordata, Actinopteri, Siluriformes, Clariidae. Bases 1 to 492 code for a protein of 163 amino acids.